AACGAGGAAGAAGAAGAAUUCAGGGAAGGAGGAAGAAGAGACGAGGAAGAGGAGGAGGAAAGAGGAUUUGCACCUGGGCCCCUCUUCCGAAAAGGCUCCCGGAGGGGCUUGCAAAGUACAAGCGGACCUCCCUGCACAGCCCCUGAGAUGCGCCGCGGCCCUCGGAGACGCCCGUCUCGACCCCUGAGCUGAGCCUUCCAGCGCCGCCACCAUGAAGGUGCUGGUGGCCAAGGUGCUGUGCCUGGUGGGCGUCUUCGUGCUGAUGCUGGCUGGCUCCCUGCUGCCGGUCAAGAUCCUGGAGGCCGACCAUGAGAAGGCCCACCGGUCCCGGAGGGCCAUGGCCCUCUGCAACUCCUUCGGUGGAGGCGUCUUCCUGGCCACCUGCUUCAACGCUUUGCUUCCCGCCGUGCGAGAAAAGCUCCAGGAGGUGUUGAAGCUGGGCAACAUGACCACGGACUACCCCCUGGCGGAGACGCUGAUGGUGCUGGGCUUCUUCAUGACGGUGUUCGUGGAGCAGCUGGUGCUGACCUUCCGGAAGGAGAAGCCGUCCUUCAUCGACCUGGAGACCUUCAACGCCGGCUCGGACGUGGGCAGCGACUCGGAGUACGAGAGCCCCUUCAUCGAGCCCUCCUGGGGGCGGGGCCACGGGCCCCACGGGCCCCACCCCGGCCACGCGGGCCACGCCCACGGCCUCAACGUCCACGAGCUGUCGCGCUCCGGCCCACUGCGCCUCUUCAGCCUGGUCUUUGCCCUGUCGGCCCACUCCGUCUUCGAGGGCCUGGCCCUGGGCCUGCAGGAGGAGGGCGACGCGGUGGUGAGCCUCUUCCUGGGCGUGGCCAUCCACGAGACGCUGGUGGCCGUGGCCCUGGGCAUCAACAUGGCCAAGACCGGGCUGGCGCUGCGGGAGGCGGCCAAGCUGGCCGUCACGGUCAGCCUGAUGAUCCCGCUGGGCAUCGUGGUGGGCCUGGGCAUCGAGAGCGCCCGGAACGUGGCCAGCAGCGUGGCCUCCGUGCUGCUGCAAGGGGUGGCGGGCGGCACCUUCCUCUUCGUCACCUUCUUUGAGAUCCUGGGCAAGGAGCUGGAGGAGAAGAGCGACCGGCUGCUCAAAGUGCUCUUCCUGGUGCUGGGCUACACCGUCCUGGCCGGGCUGGUCUUCUUCAAGUGGUGACCGGCGUUGGCGUCCGCCGCGGGCCCUCGCUUCUGUCCCGGCGCCGGAGAGUGGGCUGCUCACGAGGAGGAGCGGCGCGGCCCCUCCCGCCCGCCCGCCCCAGGCUCUUCGCACCCUCAGGGAGAAAUUGGCGGCUGAGCCAACCACGGCGCCUGUGGAACAUGCUAGGGAAAAAUACAGCCACACACACAGACACACGCGUGUAUCUAUGUCUGUAUUGAGCGGCGGCUGAUGGGGCUGGUUGAUCCUGCGGCGCCCGGGAGGCAGAGGAGGGGCCGCCUCCGUCUCGGGCGCACGACCCCGCCGAGGGGCCCCCAUUCCGCCUUUUCCUUUC
Molecule: messenger RNA, 1502 nt
Organism: Elgaria multicarinata webbii
Lineage: Eukaryota; Metazoa; Chordata; Lepidosauria; Squamata; Anguidae
Gene: SLC39A3
Product: solute carrier family 39 member 3
Exons: 4
Coding region: 212-1168 (318 amino acids)
Biological process (GO): zinc ion transmembrane transport
Cellular component (GO): plasma membrane
Molecular function (GO): zinc ion transmembrane transporter activity
Source: RefSeq, a predicted model, not a curated record